UUUUUUCUAAAGGAUAACCCCACUAAGCUUUGUCUCAAGAAAAGUACACUGGCCAGUACGUGCAUAAAACCAAUCUCUGCAACACACAGUCGAACACCCAGUUGGCAAUUCCCAAAAAUCCAUUUGAUAAAUUCUAAAAACCCCCAAAAAAUAUGGGUAACAUUUUGAUUUUGUCAUGGAAUCACAUAAUAUUUACUUAUUCUCUAAGAAAUUAAGGAAGCAAUAAUUUGGUUUUUAUAAAUUAGAGAUUUUAAGUUAAAAUUUUAAGAGCAUUAGAAUGAAACAUGAAAUUGUUCUUCCCGAUCAAUACACAGCAUACAAUAUCAGAUAUAUAAAUAUAUUGGGAAAAGGAAAUUUCACUGAGAUUGGUUUCUUGCAUGAUGGAUUUUGCAGACCCAGAAACUGGGGAGGAUUAAUAUUAUCGUUAUUAUAAGAAGGGGAGUUUGGAAAAAUUAAGAUUUAAUUUUACACCUCUCCUUUGUUUCCUCCGCUCAGGGGAAGCCAGAUUCACACACUUCACCUCUGCAUUGUUUCCUCCGCCCCACCCACUUCCCACCUCCACGCCUCUGCCCUUUUCAUCUUCUUCCCUGCUCGAUAAGUUUCUUCCUCAGAGAGAGAGAUAUAUAUAUAGAGAGAGAGAGAGAGAUUCAACACAGGCCUCCACCGUCUGCAACAACAAGACAAUGGCUUCAACCCUCUCUGCUGCAAACAUCAUCCAUCAUCACCCCCUUAAUCUCAGAUCCCAUGACAGAAAGCCCUUCUUCGAUUCCCCCCACAAAUCCGCCGCACCCACUUCCUCCUUCCUCGGAUCUGCCCACAAACUCCUCCGCCUCGAUUCUCUCUCCAAACCCAAUUCCGUAUUCCCUCGCCGCCGCUCCGCCGUCGUCGCAGUCUCCGACGUCGUCAAGGAAAAGAAGCCCAAAUCCACCGCCGCCUCCUCUUCCAAUCUGCUGAUCACGAAAGAGGAAGGCUUGGUGCUAUUCGAGGACAUGAUCCUGGGAAGAUCUUUCGAAGACAUGUGCGCCCAGAUGUAUUACAGAGGUAAGAUGUUCGGCUUCGUUCACCUCUACAACGGCCAAGAAGCUGUCUCCACGGGCUUCAUUAAGCUCUUGAAGAAGGAAGAUUGCGUCGUCAGUACGUAUCGCGAUCACGUUCAUGCGCUGAGCAAAGGAGUCCCCGCUCGCGCCGUGAUGAGCGAGCUCUUCGGCAAGGCCACGGGCUGUUGCAGAGGCCAAGGUGGGUCUAUGCAUAUGUUCUCUAAAGAGCACAACGUUCUCGGCGGGUUCGCGUUCAUUGGGGAGGGAAUUCCGGUGGCCACCGGAGCCGCAUUCACCUCCAAGUACCGGAGGGAGGUUAUGAAAGAGGCGGAUUGCGAUCACGUUACUCUGGCCUUCUUCGGAGACGGAACCUGUAAUAAUGGGCAGUUCUUUGAGUGCCUGAACAUGGCGGUGUUGUGGAAAUUGCCCAUUGUGUUUGUUGUGGAGAAUAAUUUGUGGGCAAUUGGGAUGUCGCAUCUGAGGGCGACCUCGGAUCCGGAGAUUUGGAAGAAGGGUCCAGCGUUUGGCAUGCCGGGGAUUCAUGUCGACGGGAUGGAUGUUUUGAAGGUGAGAGAGGCUGCCAAGGAGGCAAUUGGAAGGGCUAGGAGGGGCGAAGGACCGACCUUGGUGGAAUGUGAGACUUACAGGUUUAGAGGGCACUCUUUAGCUGAUCCUGAUGAGCUUCGUGACCCUGCUGAGAAGGCUCGUUAUGCUGCCAGAGAUCCUCUCGCAGCCUUGAAGAAGUACAUGAUUGACAAUAAUCUGGCCACAGAAGCAGAGUUGAAGGCCAUAGAGAAAAAGAUAGAUGAGAUGAUUGAGGAGGCUGUUGAGUUUGCAGAUGAAAGCCCGUUUCCAGCUCGCAGCCAGCUGCUAGAAAACGUAUUUGCUGAUCCAAAAGGAUUUGGGAUUGGACCAGAUGGGAGGUACAGAUGUGAGGAUCCCAAAUUCACCGAAGGCACUGCUCAAGUCUAACCUUUCAAGACUAUCCACAUCUCUCCAUUCAUUUGGCUUUCAGUUCAAGCGAGCAGGGUUAUAUUUAUUUACUACUAGAAGCAAUUACUUGUUUAUAAGUGUUAGAUCUGCCAAUACAAGCAGGUUUGUUCGUUUAGGUAGUUUUCUUACUUUCAAUUUUUGCCCUGUUUUUAUUUCUGGUAAUUGAACCUAGUGUUCUCUAUGGCAAACUGCCGAGUGCUACAGGGCUUUUUCCAGUUCUCUGUUCCUGUGGAUGGAUGAUAAGCCAUUAAAUUUUGUGAUUUGUUUGCUGAUUGUUGUGUAUCAGAAUUUUAGCUAAAUCAACAGCGCUGAUGAAAGCCUAAUACACUAAUUUUUUUUUCUUAAAAA
Messenger RNA from Malania oleifera, 2378 nucleotides. Its product is annotated as pyruvate dehydrogenase E1 component subunit alpha-3, chloroplastic. Bases 684 to 2009 code for a protein of 441 amino acids. Gene Ontology annotation, biological process: pyruvate decarboxylation to acetyl-CoA. Lineage: Eukaryota; Viridiplantae; Streptophyta; Magnoliopsida; Santalales; Ximeniaceae. The record is from RefSeq and is a predicted model, not a curated record. The transcript has 3 exons. Gene Ontology annotation, molecular function: pyruvate dehydrogenase (acetyl-transferring) activity. Gene Ontology annotation, cellular component: intracellular membrane-bounded organelle.